Drosophila navojoa is the source of this 559-nucleotide messenger RNA. RefSeq lists its product as uncharacterized. NCBI's taxonomy places the organism in Eukaryota, Metazoa, Arthropoda, Insecta, Diptera, Drosophilidae. The record is from RefSeq and is a predicted model, not a curated record.
AACAGUUUUCUUAUUAGGUAUUAUGUCAAAAUCGACGGUGAACGGACUACGAAUUCCGCUUAUAAUUUUCAUACAUUUAAGCCUUGCAUUUUUUCUUACAGAUGUCAAUGGCGACGCCUGGUGUUUCAAGUGCGAUGAGUUGGCGAAUUGCAAAGUUCCCGUUCAUUUUCUAAAGUACGUUCAUGAGGAGGACGAGGGCAAGGUAGUACGAAAGAAAUCUGGUGAUUCCUCUAACCCAACAAUGGAUAGAUGUCUGAGUCCCGGCCACAAAAUAUCUGGCUCUGUAUUGAAUACUAUAUGCUCUGGCAGCGUAGACGGUGCGUGCCAUGCAAUCGGUGCAAAAUCAAAAAACCCGAAGGCUGCAUUAGUGCAUUGCAAACUCUGCGACAAACAUUGUCAUUGUCGGGAAGAGCGCGACGGCAACGAAGGCGGCGGCAAGAAAGACAAAAAAGACAAGAAGCACAAGAGAGACAAGGGAAAUGCUCUAAAAGAAAAUUCUAUUACUGUAACAAUAUGUCUGGUAACAUUUUAUAUUCUAAUAUAAUAUAACUCAUUUUAA